Onychostoma macrolepis is the source of this 986-nucleotide messenger RNA. RefSeq names its product piggyBac transposable element-derived protein 4-like. The record is from RefSeq and is a predicted model, not a curated record. Bases 66 to 944 code for a protein of 292 amino acids. The transcript has 2 exons. NCBI's taxonomy places the organism in Eukaryota, Metazoa, Chordata, Actinopteri, Cypriniformes, Cyprinidae.
AAAGACACCGAUUUGGGGUUAAAUUUUUUGUUUUGUGUGAUGUGCUCACUGGCUACGUGCAGGACAUGAUCAUCUACUCCGGAUCUACCACUGACAUCCAACACUACCAAGGGCUUGGAAUUUCUGGAUCUGUUGUAAUGACACUGCUAGAACCUUACCUCAGAAAGGGUCAUGUCCUUUAUGUGGACAACUGGUACAGCAGUCCCACACUUUUCCAACACCUCCUGUCUCUUGGCACUGGAGCCUGUGGGACUGUGCGUGCAAACAGGAAAGCGAUGCCAAAGUUCACCUGUAAAAUGAAAAAGGGAGAAGUAGAAUUCAGAGAAAACGGAUCACAGUUGGCAGUCAAAUGGCAUGACAAGAGGGAUGUUCAUGUCCUUACCACAGUCCACCCAACUGGAAUGGCAGCCACAAGAAAGCUUGAUCACAUCACUGGGCAACCAAAGAUGAAGCCAGUGUGUGUGCUAGAGUACAACAAAAAAAUGGGGGCUGUUGACAAAGCUGACAUGAUGACUGGUUUUCUUGAGUGCGCCAGAAAGUCCACCAAGUGGUACAAGAAGGUUUUCUUUCACCUACUUGAUACGGUUGUACUCAACAGCCAAAUAGUGUACCGUCAACUUACUGGGAAGGAAACCACCUCCAUGCAAUUCAGGAUGAACCUAAUGAGAGGGCUGCUGGAGGAGUACAGCACAUCCCGAUGUCCAUCUAAAGGGGGCCGUCCUGCUUUGGAUACUCCUCUGCGCCUUACAGCCAGGCAUUUUCCAUCUGAGGUACCUCAGACCACUUCCCAGGGCCGUCGGACCAGGCGACACUGCAAGGUCUGCCUCUCCAGUACACGCAAGAGCAAGCAGAGGUGCCUCACCAAAUACAUGUGUGUGCAGUGCAACACUCCUUUGUGUGCUGCCCCAUGUUUUGAGGAGUACCACACACUGAAGCAUUAUUAAGCCUGUAAAAAAAAAAGAAAAAAAAAAAGUUUGUGAAUCUUU